Molecule: messenger RNA, 1858 nt
Organism: Kogia breviceps (pygmy sperm whale)
Lineage: Eukaryota; Metazoa; Chordata; Mammalia; Artiodactyla; Physeteridae
Source: RefSeq, a predicted model, not a curated record
AUGGCUGAAAAGGCUCAAACUCACCAACCGCACACCACAGGCCGGGCCACGGUGGAGUCCACCACCAUCACCAAAGGGUGUCCCGUCCCCAUGGUGAGGCCCACCAUCAUGGCAUAUCCCCUCAUCGGGGUGGAUCUCAAGACUUCCAUGACGGUGACUUCUCCCGCCACUGCCACCACUCUGAGCCUCACUACCAUACAGACUUCUCCCGCUCUGGUAGCCCUGCCCAACACAGUGAGGCCCAGCACCAUGGCGGGCACCAUCGUCAAGAAGCCCGUCACCACAGAAGGCCUGCCUCCGUGGGGUCCUACGACCACGACGAGCACCUCCGCGGCCACCGUGACGAGCGCCACCACGGAGAGCGCCAGCGCGGCGCACGUCCUCGCGAUGCCCUCCACCGAGAUCACCGCUAUGGGGACCCCCCAACCUGGCAAGCCAGCCAGUCAGAGCUCGGCCUUCAGCUUGGCUCGUUCCCUGAACACAGUGCGCUCACACCCUGCCCAGACCUCCAGCAAAGUCCAUCCUCAGGGCUCCUCCUCUAAAACCUCGGAAAGCUGGCCCGAAGAAGACGAGGAGAUUCAGAAGCGCAAAACUGGCCGAGCCCCACGAGCCCACAAGAAGCUGCACACUGUGGACCUCUUCUAUUCGCUGUGGGAAAAAUUAAGCCACCUCAUUUGGGGCCUUUCGAGAAUGCUCAGGAAACUGACUGACUCCCUGGCCUUUGAAGCCUUCAUCGUCUUCAUCGUCUGCCUCAACACCAUCAUGCUCGUGGCCCAGACCUUUGCUGAAGUCGAGGUCCGGGGUGAGUGGUAUUUCAUGGCCUUGGACUCCAUCUUCCUCUGCAUCUACGUGGUGGAAGCUCUGCUCAAAAUCAUUGCUCUGGGCCUCAAGUAUUUUUUGGACCCCUGGAACAACCUGGAUUUCUUCAUCGUGGUCAUGGCUGUGCUGGAAUUCAUGCUCCUGCAGGCCAACUCUUCCUCCAUGCGCGUGGUCUACAACCAAAGCAUCUUCCUCAUCUUCAAGGUCUUCAAGAGCCUGCGAGCCUUGCGAGCUAUCCGGGUCCUGCGGAGGCUCAGCUUCCUGAGCAGCCUCCAGGAAGUGACCGGGACCCUGGCCCGGUCCUUGCCAUCCAUCGCCGCCAUCCUCAUCCUCAUGUUCACCUGUCUCUUGCUAUUCUCUGUGGUGCUCCGGGCACUGUUCCGCUACUCUGACCCCAAGCGCUUCCGGAACAUCUUCACCACCAUCUUCACCCUCUUCACCUUGCUCACCCUGGACGACUGGUCCCUCAUCUACCUGGACAGCCGAGCCCAGGGCGCCUGGUACAUCAUCCCCAUCCUUAUGAUAUAUAUCAUCAUCCAGUACUUCAUCUUCCACAACCUGGUGAUUGCCGUCCUGGUGGAUAACUUCCAGAUGGCCCUGCUCAAAGGCCUGGAGAAAGUGAAGCAGGAGGCCUCCCAGAUCCAUGAGAAGCUACUGGAUGACUCACUGACAGAGCUCAUCGAAGCAGAGCCUAAAGAGGUGAUAAGUGAACACACUAUACAGAAGCAGCUCAUUGAGAAAAAAAUUGGAGGCAUGACUGAGAAGCAGCAGGAGCUCCUGUUCCACUUCCUGCAGCUGGUGUCCGGGGUGGAGCGUUACCAGCAGAAAUUCCGCUCCCAGGCAGCUGUCAUCGAUGAGAUUGUGGACACCGCGUUUGAGGCUGGAGAAGAGGACUUCAGGAAGUGAUCCCCAGAGUGGCAGCCCGAGUCCAGACUUCAGCCUCUGGCAGGCUCUCCCCUGGGUCGGGCCAAGUCUCCGUCUCUGCUGGAAAGAUCACUGGGCCUGCAGGGCUGGGCCCCAACAGAGUUUUAAAACCCCA